UAUGUUGACGUUUUAUUUUGUUUCAUUUUAGUUAGUUUAAUUUAUUUUCUCUAUUCCACCAAAAAUACUGACGUCAAAUUUACUUGUUUACGACAUAUUUCCGACAUUGACAAGUAAACAGAGUUUUUGUUUUGAUUAUUGUCAUACAAAUAAAUAAAAUAAAAUAAAUAAAUUUUCAUUACGCAGAAACAACUAAAUAAUAACAAACAAUAUUCCGUUGACUCUGCGAAAACAGAAGAAGACGCAAAACAGAAAAGAGUACCAAAACUUCAGUGUGAAAUAAAUUUAAAAAUGGCAUUGUUACAAUUGCCGCUGAAUAAUGAACACGCGAUUGAGUUAAAUACACCAAACCGCAACGAAAUACUCAAGGACGGACUACCGAAGCACACCAAAUAUAAAAUUUUGGGUAAAGGCGCAUUUGGCACCGUCUUUAAGGCAAUUUUUAGAGGUCAACCGGUGGCUGUAAAGAUCGUACGAAAUGUCGGCAAGGCGAAUGUCCAAUCUAUGACUAGUGAGACACAAAUUUUGGGUUGGAAUCAUCGCAAUAUAAUACGAAUUCUUAAAGUGGAAACCACGCCAAAUUUCGGCAUUGUUAUUAUGGAGAGAUUUGUGAGCCAGAACUUACAAGAGAUAAUUGAUGCGAAAAAAUUGCCACUGGAGCAUAGAAUUUUCAUUUCACUGGAUAUUCUAUCGGCGCUUUCCCACUGCCACAAGCGGAAUCUACUACAUCUUGAUGUAAAACCGCAAAAUGUUCUGAUAGCUUUCGCUGGCAUUCAGCCAAAAUUACAAAACGAAAAUCUAACAACUCUCUACCAUCGCCGGCAAUAUGUUUGCAAGCUCUGUGAUUUCGGUGCCUCAAUGAAGAUUGACGCGCCAGAGACAACAUCAAAAGGCAAUGCGAGAGGCACCAUUCGUUACAUGGCACCAGAAGCAUUGCGUGAAGAGCCACUUACCGCCGCCACCGACAUAUACUCUCUAGGCAUUAUAAUGUGGCAAAUGCGACAGCGUCGUUUACCCUAUCAUUGGAUUGCCUGUAAUGAAGUAGUCGCUUAUCAAGUGGUUAAGAAUAAGCUACGUCCCGAUAGCGCCGCGGCUGCCAGGAAUUUGAAAAACACCCCCCACGGUUGCACGAGUGCGUUGCAUGCGACCAUGCAACGGCAUCAUACAUGCCAUUGCACCAACUCCACAGCAGAGGAGAUCACCUAUCACUCAUUGAUACAUCUUACAAAUGUGCUCAAUCGCGCCAAACAACCCGAAGAGCAAUUGCGUUUCUCCGAUUGUGCAGUGGAGGAAUCGAAACCGUUGUCGGAGCGUCGCCCUUUCGCCUCAUUGAGUGCGAAAAUGAAUGUUACGCGUAAUUUAAGCGCGGAAUUGAGUAGUAGCAAGUCACCGGCUGCUCCGCGUUCACCAUUGACGCCUAAAAAUGCAAUAACAUUUCAACAGCAAACGCAACAAAAACGUUCGAAAUGUGAUGUCGCAGAUGUUUUGGUGUUGUUUGAGGAUAUUUUGCGACUGCACGAUCGAGACAAGGAGAACAAGUAUGAAGCUCUUUUUAGAGCUUGUUGGUCGGAUGGGCCACUUUCGCGGCCGUGCACAGCGAAGUUACGUAAAAGCUUAACCGAAUUAUUGUGAUACUUGCUUGUUGCAAGAAUUUUGUUUUUAUUUAUUUAAUGCUAUGUGUGGGUAUAUGAUGUUAGUAAGUGACAUCUUUUUAUUAUUUUAACAUUUAUUUAAUUUUGCUAUAAUUUUAGUUUU
Messenger RNA from Ceratitis capitata (Mediterranean fruit fly), 1755 nucleotides. RefSeq names its product proto-oncogene serine/threonine-protein kinase mos (gene Mos). Gene Ontology annotation, cellular component: cytoplasm. NCBI's taxonomy places the organism in Eukaryota, Metazoa, Arthropoda, Insecta, Diptera, Tephritidae. Bases 292 to 1632 code for a protein of 446 amino acids. The record is from RefSeq and is a predicted model, not a curated record. The transcript has 6 exons. Gene Ontology annotation, molecular function: ATP binding; protein kinase activity. Gene Ontology annotation, biological process: positive regulation of MAPK cascade; signal transduction; negative regulation of metaphase/anaphase transition of meiotic cell cycle.